CAUCUUCCGCAACCUCAUCUUCUUGUGUAAGGGCAAAAGCUAGGCCGCACCUUGUAGGCUUGACAUCAAGGUAGGAAGUCUGUAUUUCUCUUUUCUUUUCAACCCUCAAUGGCGGACAAGAUUCCCAAAUUCUCAGAGCUUCCUAUUGACAAGUCAGGUCCACACCACAACGCUUGGGGCUUGUACGGCAAAGAUGAUCAACUUGGCACCCUUAACCGCCUUACGAACGAUGUCGUUAAAGCUGCGUCAAGCGAGAUUAAAACUGGCGUAAGGAUUGGUCUUGAUUGGCCACUUGACGCUCAAGGGGACCUUCCUUUCUUUGGUCGGCAGGCAUUCCACAAGAACGUCUAUCAGAAGCCGCCUCGGAUAGUCAACGACGAUGUCUGGACAUUCAACACUCAGAGUAGCACGCAAUGGGACGGCCUGAGACACUUUGGCUACCAGAAGGAAGCCAAGUUCUACAAUGGCGUCACAUUGGACCACAUUCACGGCACCAAUGGUGUGGAGAAGAGUAACGUGAACGGCAUCGGCGAGUGGAGCAAGCAGGGUAUUGUUGGUCGGGGCAUACUGCUGGAUUAUCACGAAUGGCGCAUAAAGCAAGGACGCGACCAUACUGCAUUCGAGACGAGCAGCAUCUCCUGCGCAGACCUCAAGCAAGUGGGGAAGGAUCAAGGCACUGAGAUCAAGUUUGGAGACAUCUUGCUCAUUCGCUCCGGCUAUAUGGAUGCAUACAACAAGCUCUCCCGCUCCGAAAUCGAGGACAUGAGAGGCAAACAGCCGCUCACCUUCGCCGGUGUCGAGCAGAGUGAUGAGAUGAUGGAGUUCCUGUGGUCGAACUUCAGUGCCGCUGGUGGUGACCAUCCCAGCUUUGAGGCAUGGCCAACGCAGAAGGACUAUGCAUUACAUGAGGUGAUGUUGGGUGGCUGGGGUAUGCCGAUUGGUGAGCUGUUUGAUCUAGAGGCGCUCGCGGCGCAUUGCAAGAAGGAAGGCCGGUAUAGCUUCUUCUUGACAAGUGAGCCAUGCAAUGUGCCGGGUGGUGUAGCUAGCCCCCCGAAUUCGCUUGCUAUAUUCUGAUAGCAAUUAAGCUGCUUGGUUAUUUUACGAGCGCUGGCGAGGUGUAGUACGACCUUACAUGUGCCAGCUU
Baudoinia panamericana UAMH 10762 is the source of this 1144-nucleotide messenger RNA. RefSeq lists its product as uncharacterized. Gene Ontology annotation, molecular function: arylformamidase activity. The coding region runs from base 109 to 1074 and encodes 321 amino acids. The record is from RefSeq and is a predicted model, not a curated record. NCBI's taxonomy places the organism in Eukaryota, Fungi, Ascomycota, Dothideomycetes, Mycosphaerellales, Teratosphaeriaceae. The transcript has 2 exons.